CAAUUUGACACGUAGGAGGGGCAGACCAGAUCUUGGAACAGGAAGUAUCCUAUUAUGGAAUGGUUUAGCUCACAUAAACUUCCGGUAGAGCGUGAGCUUGAAGCGAAGUCUUCAUCAGGAAUCAAAAGUCUACAUUUUGCAAACGAAGAAAAUGUCUAAGUCUUUGAAGAAGAUAGUGGAGGAGAGUCGAGAUAAGAACCUCCCAGAGGUGGAGAUGUGCGACAGGGGCAUUUCGAAUAUGCUGGACAUCCAAGGACUAUUCACUCUGUCUAACAUCACUCAGCUGGUCCUCAGCCACAACAAACUCACAGUGGUGCCUCCUAACAUCUCUGAGCUGAAGAACAUUGAAGUUCUAAACAUGUUCAACAACCAGAUUGAAGAGCUGCCUACUCAGAUCAGCAGUCUACAGAAGCUGAAACAUCUCAAUCUUGGUAUGAACCGUCUGAGCACCUUGCCCAGAGGAUUUGGUUCGCUGCCAGCUCUCGAAGUGUUGGACCUCACGUAUAACAAUCUGAACCAGAACUCCCUGCCUGGAAACUUCUUCUACCUCACCACUCUUCGGGCUCUCUAUCUGAGCGACAAUGACUUUGAGGUCGUACCUGUUGACAUCGGGAAGCUGACCAAGCUGCAAAUUCUGAGUCUGAGGGAUAAUGAUCUGAUCUCGCUGCCUAAGGAGAUAGGGGAGCUGGCUCACCUCAAAGAGCUUCACAUCCAGGGCAACAGACUGACUGUCCUGCCCCCUGAACUGGGUAAUCUGGAUCUGACUGGCCCUAAACAGGUGUUUAAAGCAGAGAAUAAUCCCUGGGUCACUCCCAUUGCAGACCAGUUCCAGCUGGGUGUCUCCCAUGUUUUUGAAUAUGUUCGCUCAGAGACCUACAAGUAUCUCUAUGGCAGACACAUGCAGGCCAACCCAGAGCCACCAAAGAAGAGCAAUGAUAAGAGUAAGAAGAUCAGCCGCAAACCACUGGCAGCAAAGAACAAAUAAAGAGAGAACCGAAGAAUCAGAACUCGCUCAGGCAGCCAAGCUCACUGCAUGUGCCUUUUCACUUUUUCUUUUUCAUUUAUAAUACACUGUAUUACAUGAAAAUGCUUUAAUUAUGUUUUUUAAUUCAUAGUGUUAAACACUGUUUACCGUGCCUAAGCCCACAUGGAUUGUUUUUGAGCUUUUUAACUGGUUUAGAUUCUUGGUACUACUUACAGUGCUUGCAUAUAUUGAUUAUAAAUACCCUGCAUAACCACCAGACAAGAAAAAAGACAUUUUUAUGCUGAUGGCCUUGUUAAACCAUGAUACCAAAGUCUGACAGGACAGUGUUAUUCACAAACCCUUUCACAAAAACAAACCCGAGUCUUUUAAUUCAUGUACAAUUAUCUCUAACAGUGAGGAAGCAGAGCCAGUGACACCUGUUCAUUUCAGCGAUCUCUCCAAUUCCACAUUCUCUUUAAAUUAUUUACAGAGCUUUACCAGUGUCCAUUGCAUUUCAGCCUGUUGUAAAUAUGACUGGACAUCAUCAUUUUAUUUUUCAUUUUUAUGCAUGCUUCAAUUCUUUCUUUUAUCAGAGCCUCUCUGUAUCAAAUGUUUCAAAUAAAACAAUCACAGUGUC
Messenger RNA from Scatophagus argus, 1601 nucleotides. RefSeq names its product Ras suppressor protein 1 (gene rsu1). The transcript has 9 exons. The coding region runs from base 152 to 985 and encodes 277 amino acids. Gene Ontology annotation, molecular function: protein binding. NCBI's taxonomy places the organism in Eukaryota, Metazoa, Chordata, Actinopteri, Scatophagidae. The record is from RefSeq and is a predicted model, not a curated record.